Apus apus (common swift) is the source of this 2626-nucleotide messenger RNA. It is a transcript of the gene SLC39A3, whose product is annotated as solute carrier family 39 member 3. Gene Ontology annotation, biological process: zinc ion transmembrane transport. The transcript has 3 exons. Gene Ontology annotation, molecular function: zinc ion transmembrane transporter activity. The record is from RefSeq and is a predicted model, not a curated record. NCBI's taxonomy places the organism in Eukaryota, Metazoa, Chordata, Aves, Apodiformes, Apodidae. Bases 172 to 1113 code for a protein of 313 amino acids. Gene Ontology annotation, cellular component: plasma membrane.
GGCGGGGCUGCCCGGACGGGGCGAGAGCGGGAGACGGAGCGUUCUGAGCCCAGGAGCAUCUUUCUCCCCAGGCCUGGUCGAGCUGUCACCUGCUGAUGUCCCUUCUCUGACAGGGGCUGGAGGGACCCCCCAGCAGCUGCCUCCCACCAGGAGCCUUCACCAGGGAGCACGAUGAAGCUGGUGGUGGCCAAGGUGCUGUGUCUGCUGGGCAUCUGUGUCCUGAUGCUGGCCGGGUCCCUGCUGCCCGUCAGGAUCAUCAGUGCUGACCACGAGAAGGCCCGUUGCUCCAGGAAGGUUCUUUCCCUCUGCAAUUCCUUUGGAGGAGGAGUCUUCCUGGCCACCUGCUUCAACGCCCUGCUGCCAGCCCUCAGGGAGAAGCUCGAUGCAGUUCUGCAGCAGGGGAACGUGACCACGGACUACCCGCUGGCCGAGACCAUCGUGAUGGUUGGCUUCUUUGUCACGGUCUUUGUGGAGCAGCUCGUCCUGACCUUCCAGAAGGAAAAACCUUCUUUCAUUGACCUGGAGACCUUCAACGCCAGUUCGGAUGCCGGGAGCGACUCGGAGUACGAGAGCCCCUUCCUCGGGCCCUCCCGCGCCCGCCCGCCCGGCGGCGACCCCGCCCGCCACUGCCACGGCCUCAGCAUCCAGGAGCUCUCCCGCUCCGGGCCCCUGCGCCUGCUGGGACUGACGUUUGCCCUGUGUGCACAUUCCAUCCUGGAAGGCCUGGCCCUGGGCCUGCAGGAGGAGGGCAGCAAGGUCAUCAACCUGUUCCUGGGAGUGGCCGUUCACGAGACGCUGGUGGCCGUGGCCCUGGGUGUCAGCAUGGCCAAGGCCUCGCUGCCCAUGAGGGAUGCCCUGAAGCUGGCUGUGCCAGUCAGCCUGAUGAUCCCUCUGGGAAUCUCCAUCGGGAUGGGGAUUGAGAGCACCCAAAGUGCAGCCAGCAGCAUCAUCUCCCUCCUCCUGCAAGGCAUCGCGGGCGGCACCUUCUUGUUCGUCACCUUCUUCGAGAUCCUUGCCAAGGAGCUGGAAGAGAAGAACAAUCGUCUCCUGAAGGUUCUGUUCCUGGUGCUGGGAUACACGGCACUGGCCGGGCUGGUCUUCAUCAAGUGGUGAGAGUGGGAAGGGUGGGAAGCAAACCCCACCUCCCUUCCCUGGCAAACGGCUCCGGAGCUGAGCCUGCUCCAGCCAAGGGGACACUGAAGCUCAACGGCCAAGUGAAACCUCAUGGUCCAGCUGGUAUUUCCCAAAGAAGGGAGAAUCCUUCCUGUGUGCUCAGAGAUAAAAACAAGGAGUGUCCCCUUGGGGAGGGUCCCAGGCCUUGUCCCUGCUGGGGGGGGGGUCUGUGGGUACAGCAGCUUGUGUGGAGAUGAGGUGACACGUUGUGGAUCUGGUGCUGUCUGCAAAGAGCUGCCCCAGCCUGUGAGUUCCUGGUGAUCCAGGUGACCAGCCCUCUCCCUCCUGGGAGUUCCUGGUGAUCCAGGUGACCAGCCCCCUCCCUCCUGGGAGUUCCUGGUGAUCCAGGUGACCAGCCCCCUCCCUCCUUCCCCUGGCACCCACUGCAGGAACUGUGGCUGCGACUCAGCUUCCUUCUCUCCAAGGAGGUGGGAAGAGGCAGCAGAAAUCCAACCAGGAGCAGGUGGGAUGGGGAUGGCUGCACUAAGCUGCUUAGUUUUCAGCAAAACCUGGUUGUAAGAGCUGCCAAAAAUAACAUCCCCCCCGGGGGGGGCACAGCUGCCACUUUAACCCACCAGUGGCUCCAGGAGCUUUUUGUUCCUCGGUGAUUAACAGGAAGAAACGAGGCCGGGUCCUGUCCCGUGCUUCCUUCUCCACGUCUCAUCCCUCCCUUGAGCAUUCCCUGAAGGAAGCCUCCAGCAGCCUGGCAGUGCAUCCCUUACAAAUCCCUCUCUCCCUGGCUGCAAAUCCUCAACAGCUGCAGCCCCCAGCAUCUGGUAUUUCCUAAGGGACAGGCAGCAGCAAUUCCCAGUGGGUAUUUUUUAGGGCAAAUGCUUGUGUGUGUAGGGUGGGAUGGGUUCCCCCAGCACCACCAGAGGCUGGGGAGCUGCUCCCGGGGUGCUGGGCCAGCACUGCUGUGCUGCAGAGGCUGCUCUGGGCGCUUUGCCGGCGUUCCCAAAGGAGAAGAGGCUCUUCCGGGGGGGUUUCAGAAGCUGUGGAAGGGCUGGUGAGAGGCACUUGCACCUGACCGCGCAGGAGCAGGUCUGGCCCGCCAGGGAAGCUGGGCCUCCUGCCCAUCCCACUGGCAGCCUUUGGUUUUGCCCCAUGGAUCAGAGGCUGGAGCCGGGAAUGUGCCCCCCCUGCAGGGGCUGCGGUUUAAUCCUCCCUAGCCUGGGCUCCCGCGGCAGCUUCCGCAGGCAGAGCAGGGCUUUGGGAAGCGCCAAUGGAAUUCUACCGGGGGGCUGAGCCCUGGCACCAGCCCUGGCGGCGUGAUCCGGAGUGGGAAGAAGGAUGGGAGAGGCUGGAAGCAGCACCCCGGGGCCAGCGCUGGCACCGGCUGCAGCGCCCGGGGAGCGAGGAGCCUCCCGGCGCUUCUCCUUCCAGCUGCUGCACCAGCCCCGAGUCAAUUCAUCUUGCUUUGAAAAACCGGCGUGGAAGGGGGGAGGGAGGGUUA